AGGCGCGCGGCCCCACUGGGGCCCAUGCCCAACGAGGACAUCGAUGUCAGCAACCUGGAGGCGCUGCCCAAGUACCGCAGCUUCACCCGCUACUUCAGGCUGGCCGAGAAGGAGGGCAGGAAGCCUCGGUGGUGGAAGACGUACCAGCAGUACAGGACCCCCAAGACAGAGCCCAAGACUGACAUCAGCCUGCCACGUGAUAAACCGCUGCGGAUGGAGAAACUCAAGGAAAGGAAAAGGGUUCUCAGGCAGAACCACCAGGAUGCUGAGAUGGAGAGAGCAGCACGGCUCCGAACAGAGCUGAUCCCUCUGGAUGAAGUCAGAGCUGAAUGGGAGAAGACCUGCGGCCCGUACCACAAGCAGCGCGUGGCAGAGCACUACGGGAUAUUCCGUGACUUGUUCAAGGGGGCCACGUUCACCCCUGGCGUUAUCCUGAGGGUGGGAUACAACCAGGAAGAUGAGCAUGUUGUGCCAGUCUAUCAUGGGAACAUAGUGACUCCAUCGGAGGCUUCCAAUCCCCCCGAAGUGUUCUAUGAGGCAGAUAAAGGUUCCCUGUGGACUCUGUUACUCACAAAUCCAGACGGACAUUUAAGAGACACCGACUCGGAGUACCUCCACUGGCUGGUGACAAACAUCCCAGGCAAUGACAUCAAGUCAGGAAAGGAGAUUUGCCAUUACCUGCCCCCUUUUCCUGCCAGAGGAACUGGUUACCAUCGCUUCGUCUUCCUCCUCUUCAAGCAAGACUGCCCGAUAGAUUUCAGUGAGGAUGCUCGACCAGUGCCAUGCCACAGUCUCAAGAUGAGAACCUUCAGGACGUUUGACUUCUAUGAGAAGCAUCAGGACCACAUGACUGCGGCAGGGCUGGCAUUUUUCCAGUGUCAGUGGGACUAUUCCGUUACUCAGAUCUUUCAUCAGCUGCUCAAUAUGAAGGAGCCGGUGUUUGAAUUUGUGCGGCCGCCCGUAUACCAUCCUCCGCAGCGAAAGUUCCCUCGUCGGCAGAUCCUGAGGUACCUGGACAGGUACCGGGAUACCGAGGAGCCCUCCUAUGGCAUUUAUUAGGGGCCUGGCCUCUCCUCGCCAUGCCCUGAU
Messenger RNA from Tinamus guttatus (white-throated tinamou), 1089 nucleotides. RefSeq names its product mitochondrial ribosomal protein L38 (gene MRPL38). NCBI's taxonomy places the organism in Eukaryota, Metazoa, Chordata, Aves, Tinamiformes, Tinamidae. Gene Ontology annotation, cellular component: mitochondrial large ribosomal subunit. The record is from RefSeq and is a predicted model, not a curated record.